This is a messenger RNA of Exophiala spinifera, 1386 nucleotides long. RefSeq lists its product as uncharacterized. Gene Ontology annotation, biological process: biosynthetic process. The record is from RefSeq and is a predicted model, not a curated record. Gene Ontology annotation, molecular function: pyridoxal phosphate binding; L-2-aminoadipate:2-oxoglutarate transaminase activity. The coding region runs from base 1 to 1386 and encodes 461 amino acids. The transcript has 2 exons. Lineage: Eukaryota; Fungi; Ascomycota; Eurotiomycetes; Chaetothyriales; Herpotrichiellaceae.
AUGCUCCCAUCCUCCUCCUUGAUUGACUUGUUCCAAGGGUGGCCGUCUCCAGCUCUCCUCCCCGUCUCUCUUAUCGAAACGGCCUUCGAAAAAGUACUUGCAGAUCCUGAGCUUUUGGUGUCAUCCCUUCUGUACGGUCCGGAUCCUGGGCCGCCUUCACUCCUGAAUGCUCUUGCUAUUUUCCUGGCCAAAUUUUACUCUUCGCCGUGGACUUCACCGUCACGGUUGACGACGACGGGCGGUGCCAGUCAGGGCCUGUCAUGCAUCCUCCAGGUCUUUUCAGAUCCGAUACAUACCCAGCGUGUGUACAUGGUCGCCCCAACAUACUUCCUUGCCUGUCGUAUCUUCGAGGACCAUGGUUUCGUCGGACGCCUAAAGGCGGUGCCAGAAGAUGAGGAGGGUCUUGAUAUUGACAAGCUAGAAGAGUUGAUAUCGCAAGAGGAUCGGGCAAAAGGACCACCAGAACUACAGCCACUGCCCUUUAAAAGGCCGCUUGCCAACCAAAAGGUCUUCAAACAUAUCAUUUACUGCGUUUCGACAUUUUCAAACCCCUCGGGCAAGAGCAUGUCCAUUGCACGACGUGAGCAACUAGUCCGCCUAGCUCGCAGGCACGAUGCUCUGGUAAUCAGCGAUGAUGUUUAUGACUUUCUGACCUGGAAGCCAAUGACUCGUUUUGAGGCUAGUAUGCCUCGGCUGAUAGACCUAGACCACUUCCUGGAUGGCGGACCUUCUUUACCAUUCGGCAAUGUCGUCAGCAACUGCUCGUUUUCUAAGAUUCUUGGGCCUGGUUUGAGAACAGGGUGGACGGAAUCCACGGAGAGAUUUGCAGAAGGCCUGUCCCAGUGUGGCUCAACUCGAAGCGGAGGAUCUCCAAGCCAGUUCACCGCCUCCAUGAUUUCGGAAUUGCUUCGUUCAGGAGCCCUUGAAGCCUAUCUCAGCAAUGUCUUGAUCCCCACAUAUCAAGUCCGAUCCGCUGCCAUGGUGGCGGCCGUGCAAGAACACCUUGUCCCUCAUGGCGCGGUGUUAGGAUUGAUGGAACAAAGCUGCCAAGGAUCUCCACCAGUCGAAGGUGGAUAUUAUGUUUAUCUCCUUCUUCCAGAACCAAUCGAUGCAGCAAGAUUCGCCAAUCUGGCACGGCAUGAGGAAAAUGUUGUUGUCGGAGCGGGCCACGUCUUUGAAGUUUGGGGUGAUGAAGGAAGUGUUCCUGCCCAGAGCGGUGUGCGGCUUUGUUUUGCGUGGGAAGAGGCCGAUCAAAUUGUCGAAGGUAUCUCCCGGCUGGGAAAGGUGUUGGCAAAACUUGUGGCGGAGAGCCCAAACUGCUCAUCUCCACCGACCGGAGUAGGGCGUCGUAACUAUCAAAGUUUUACUGCUCUCACCUGUCCUUGA